AUGUACAUGAAAACCGCCACAGUCGGCGCUACAAGUCACAUUACCCGAGAUGGGCUUUUAAUAUCUGGUAUUGAAGAAGCCAGUCGUGUCCGAAGUCGGCGUAUGAGACCUGUACUACCGAUACCUCGCAAGACCGUAGGACCUCUCAUCCAGUUUCGAACAGAUAAGGAGAGAAAUAGUCAAGCAUACACGACACCGAGCAGAGAUACAAGCUACUCCGAUCGACACUACAAGUUGCACCAUUCUCAGAUGGUUAUCUGGUACCUGGUAUUCAUGAAGCCAAUCGUUCGAAGCCGGCAUAUCAGAGAGUUCCAAUCAGCUCUCGACAAGUUUACCCCCGACGGCAUUGCCUGGGCUCCUCUGUGCCUUGAGAGUGUGGCCCAAACGAGCUUUAGUCUAGAAGGGCGGUUUACAACGGCGUCGACUGCUUGGCUUUGGGUGACCCUGAGAACAUAUUCGCCAAUUGCGGGUACUUCUCGGGAAGCUCAGUCUGUGACUACAUUGACAUUCUCACGGUUACUCACCUUUACUCACCUGAUUUUCCUUUGGCAUCAAUUAGCAUUUAUACCCAGGGUACCAGCAUGCUACCAGUCAAGACACACUGCCGGAGCGUUCUGCGUCCUUGACAGUUCGAACACCGACGAACAUCUUGCGUCCCAAGACUGGAAAUGA
Molecule: messenger RNA, 672 nt
Organism: Aspergillus glaucus CBS 516.65
Lineage: Eukaryota; Fungi; Ascomycota; Eurotiomycetes; Eurotiales; Aspergillaceae
Exons: 3
Coding region: 1-672 (223 amino acids)
Source: RefSeq, a predicted model, not a curated record